Mercurialis annua (annual mercury) is the source of this 2603-nucleotide messenger RNA. Its product is annotated as wall-associated receptor kinase 4-like. Gene Ontology annotation, molecular function: ATP binding; protein serine/threonine kinase activity. Gene Ontology annotation, cellular component: plasma membrane. The transcript has 2 exons. Gene Ontology annotation, biological process: cell surface receptor signaling pathway; protein phosphorylation. Bases 1157 to 2434 code for a protein of 425 amino acids. NCBI's taxonomy places the organism in Eukaryota, Viridiplantae, Streptophyta, Magnoliopsida, Malpighiales, Euphorbiaceae. The record is from RefSeq and is a predicted model, not a curated record.
UAAGAAAAGUUGAUUUUUUUUUGUUUUUUUAAAAGUGGGAGAGAAGAAAAUGGUUGUGAGAAAAAUUGAAACACUUAUACCAUUGAGAAAUAAUUCAUUGAUAUCUGAACUGAAUUUUAUUUUAGGCUAUUAUUCAUUAAUAUUAUAUUUAAAAUAAAAAACUUUUAUUCCUAAAAAACUUGUAAAUUUAAUUAAUAAUUUUUUAUUUAAUACAAAUAAAUAUUAUUAUUCUAUAAAAAUCCAGAUCGCCUUCAAUUGACUUCGCCUCCUUGACUCAACAAGAUUAAUUCCAAAAUUUGGAUAUAUAAUUAAUAUUUUCUAAUUAAUUAUAAUUACAGAUUAAUUUUAAAUUUUAUUAAAAAUUAAAAUAAAUAAUUUAAACCUCCGGAAUCCACCACCUCCACUUUGACAGCCUUGCUCUCCACCACUCCGGUAGUGGCCGGAGUGUUAGAGUUCAUUUGAGAAGACGAACCCAUCAAGGUUCUUCUAAGGAUGAACCCAACUCAGGUCAUCAGAUCUGAGGACGAACCACAUGUGGGUUCGUCCUCAAAUGAACACGGGUACGUCUGAGAAGACUAACUCAAAAGUGAUACGUCUUCUCAGAUGAAGAACGCGUGUUCUUUGAACCCGCGUUCAUCUGAGGACGAAUCCAGAUAGGGUUCAUCCAGGUUCGUCUUCUCAGGCGAACUCUAACACUCUGUCCACUGCUGGACUGGUGGUAGAGGGGGCUAUCAACGAGGAUUCAACAAAGGCAGUAGAUUUUGAUGCUGCGUUUAGAUUAUUUAAUUUUAUUUGUUUUAAUAAAAUUUAAAAAUAAUUACACACACACACACACACAUAUAUAUAUAUAUAUAAAGAACUAUAUAUCUAUAUAAUUAGGAUAAAUUAAAAAAUAUUGAUUAUAUAGAUUUAAACGGGACAAGUAUAAAAUUUGAGAUGAAUAUUUAAAAUUUACUUUUUAUCAAUAAAUAUGCUUGGUUUGUUUUUAAAUUUUAAGAAAGAUGAGUUUUUUUUGUGUUAAUUAUAACAUUAGUGAUUAUCUAAAAUAUUUAUUAAAAUAUGCAUUAUUGAAAAAGAAGUCAAUUUGAUGCUCGGGGGUGCAAUUGAAACCAAAAGGUGUGGAAAUUGAUAUUUGAGGGUGGAAUUGAAAUCAAAGAUGCGGAUUUGGGUGAAAUCGACAAUUUUACAACGUGAGGGUGCAAAUAAAAAAGGACUAAAAGGUGUAAGUAUAGGCAUCCUUGUCCUUCUUUUGGCAGUAUCUUGGCUGUACUUUGGAUUAAGAAAAGCGAGACUUAUAAAACUUAAAGAAAAAUAUUUUAAAGAAAAUGGUGGUAACUUGUUUAUGCAAAAAAAUUCAGAACACGGUCCAAACUCUACAAAAGCAGCUAAAAUAUAUACUGAAAAUGACCUGAAAAAAGCAACAAAUAACUUUCACGAAAGCCGAAUUUUAGGUAAAGGUGGACAAGGUACAGUCUACAAAGGUACACUACCAGAUAAUCAGAUUGUCGCUGUCAAGAAAUCAAAAAUUGGAGAUGACACCCAAGUUGAAGGAUUUAUUAAUGAAGUUAUAAUUCUAUCUCAAAUCAAUCAUAGAAAUAUUGUCAAACUGCUGGGUUGCUGCUUGGAGACUCGAGUCCCAUUGUUGGUCUAUGAAUUUGUGAUGAACGGGACCCUAUUUGAUCAUAUCCAUAGUAACAAUGGUACCGAUGGAAGAAUUUUAAUUCCUUGGGAAACACGUUUAAGAAUAGCGACGGAAGUUGCAGAAGCACUUUCUUAUAUGCAUUCUUCGGCUUCUAUUCCUAUUAUUCACCGCGAUAUUAAGUCUGCAAAUAUACUUUUAGACAAGAAUUACACUGCAAAGGUAUCCGAUUUUGGAGCUUCAAAGCUAAUCCCUUUAGACAAAACUGAGCUGACAACACUGGUGCAAGGAACCCUUGGAUAUUUAGAUCCUGAAUACUUGCAUUCGAGCCAACUGACCGAAAAAAGCGAUGUGUAUAGUUUCGGAGUUGUUCUUAUAGAGCUAUUGACGAGAAAGAGACCGAUAUCUUUUACGAGGAUAGAAGAAGAGAGGAAUUUGGCAAUGUAUUUUGUUACUUCAAUUCAAAAAGAUCGGUUGCUCCAAGUUGUGGAUUAUCUCCUGAUAAAUGAGAAGAAUACUGAUGACAUUAAGAGAGUGUCAAUGUUGGCAAAAAGGUGCGUGAGUGUAAAAGGGGAUGAAAGGCCUACCAUGAAAGAUGUGGCAAUUGAAUUAAGAAGUUUAUGCUCAACAACAAAAAAUCCAUGUGAGAAGAAUGAUGUAUUAUGUGAGCAAGAAACUCAAAGUUCUCUUCCAAAUUCAUCUGCAUGUUUCAUUAUGGAUGCUACCAGUAACAGCAUUGCUAUGAACGACAGUGUAAUGAAUUCUGCUAUAUUCGAAAUUGGAAGUGGGCGUUGACUGUGGUUUGUUAUCAAAGUAUGGUGUGGAAUUUAUAUUUUAUAUAUUUUGUUUAAAAUUAACAGAUUUGUGUUUAAGCUAUCGAUAUUAUUGUUGUGGGUUUGUUUUAAAUGAAUUCUGUAAAUUUUGAUGACAUUCAUAUGUAAAUGAUUACAGUUGUACUCAUAAA